Messenger RNA from Sesamum indicum (sesame), 2079 nucleotides. The record is from RefSeq and is a predicted model, not a curated record. NCBI's taxonomy places the organism in Eukaryota, Viridiplantae, Streptophyta, Magnoliopsida, Lamiales, Pedaliaceae.
CAGACACGCACAAACACGUCACACCUCUUACCCAAUCACCUGCUCCUACUACUACUACUACUAUAAUCAUAAUAACAGCUCCAUUUGCAACUCAUGGUCUCCCUCCAUCCUGGAAAUGGCCACCCCCUCCUCCCAUGCGCCGCCUUCCUACUCCCCCAUCCCCGCCUCCUCCCGGCGGUUCAAGAAGCAGCUCCUCCCCAGCAUCUUGUAUUCAUCUAUCCUUUUGUUGCCAUUAGUCCUCGUGAUUGUCAACAGAAGGCCAGAAGGGGUGUCGCAGGUACCGCCGGAGAAGGUCUCCCGGCUGAUUAGCCACGGAGGGUUGACUUUUUCUUGGACUAAUAUUAUGCUGUCAUGGCAGAGGACGGCUUACCAUUUUCAACCAGAAAAGAAUUGGAUGAAUGAUCCUAAUGGUCCAUUGUUUCAUAAGGGAUGGUAUCACCUGUUCUACCAAUACAAUCAAGAUUCGGCUAUUUGGAGCAACAUCACAUGGGGCCAUGCAGUAUCAAGGGACCUCAUCCACUGGCUCCACCUUCCUUGUGCAAUGCUCCCUGAUCAAUGGUACGAUAUCAACGGAGUUUGGACAGGAUCCGCCACGAUCCUCCCCGAUGGUCGGAUCAUGAUGUUGUACACAGGAAACACCCAUGAUCUCGUGCAGGUGCAGUGUCUAGCGUACCCCGCCAAUCUAUCCGAUCCCCUCCUUCUUGAAUGGGUCAAGUACCCGAAUAACCCGGUCAUGAUCCCUCCACCGGGUAUUGGCCAUGAGGACUUUAGGGAUCCGACAACUGCUUGGCGUAGCCCGGGAGGAGACAAGUGGCGGAUUACAAUUGGGUCGAAAGUCAAUAAAAUGGGUAUUUCACUUGUUUAUGAGACUGCUGACUUCUUCAAGUAUGAGUUGUUGGAGGGGUACUUGCAUGAAGUCCCGGGCACGGGUAUGUGGGAGUGCAUCGAUCUUUACCCGAUUUCUUUGAAGGAAGCAAACGGGUUGGAUACAUCAGCUAAUGGGCCCGAUAUUAAGCACGUGAUGAAAGCAAGUUUGUUUGAUGACGGAAAUGAUUAUUAUGCACUCGGAACAUAUGACCCGAUUGAGAACAAGUGGACUCCCGAUGACCCGGAAUUGGACGUGGGUGUUGGCUUAAGAUAUGACUACAGGAAGUAUUAUGCAUCAAAGACAUUUUAUGACCAAAAUAAGAAGAGGAGAAUUUUAUGGGGUUGGAUCAAAGAAACUGAUGCUGAAGAACUUCAUAUCCUGAAAGGCUGGGCUUGUGUUCAGUCUAUUCCGAGGACCGUUUUGUUUGACCCAAAGACAGGCAACAACAUACUCCAAUGGCCUGUAGAAGAAGUGGAGAGCCUGAGAUCAGAUAGUUUUGAGUUCAACGUAAAGCUUGAACCAGGAUCGGUUGUGCCAAUUGAAGUCGACUCAGGAUCACAGCUGGACAUAGUUGCCUCAUUUGAAUUAGACAAAGAGGCGUUUGAGGAGACAACUGAAGCAGACGUCGGAUAUGACUGCCCUACAAGCGGUGGCUCUGUUAAUAGGGGAAUGUUAGGACCAUUUGGCAUCAUCAUUCUUGCUGAUGAAAAUCUAUUGGAGUUGACACCAAUCUACUUUUACAUUGCUAAAGGGCAUAACAGGAAGGUCGAGACUCAUUUUUGUGCUGAUGAGUUGAGGUCAUCGGUAGCUGCUGAUGUGGACAAAAUAGUUUACGGGAGCAAAGUCCCCGUGCUUGAUGGUGAAAACUUAACCAUUAGAUCAUUGGUGGAUCACUCCAUUGUGGAGAGCUUUGCACAAGGAGGAAGGAGAGUGAUCACAUCAAGAAUUUACCCUACAAAGGCCAUUGAUGGUGAAGCACGCAUUUUCCUGUUCAACAAUUCCACGGGAGCCAGCGUCGCUGCUGUUGAGACGAGGGUGACUGCAUCCGUCAAGAUCUGGAAGAUGAGCUCCGCAAAUAUUCGCCCCUUCCCCUUGGAAUAUGGAGUUAAUUAAGUUGUUAAAACUCAUGUGCUUGUUAACAAUGUCGUGUUAGCUUUGCUUUUAUUUUGUAAGAAUUACAAAGCUCUUGGAAAUUUGGUCGCCCACUCAAU